GUAAGUGGUCGGCUGCAGAACAUCCAGUAGGAAGCCAGCAGAAAAAGGGAUCGACACAGCCCGUCACGAGAGAGCGAGAUAGAAAAUGUCGAACCUGAAGAAAAUCAGCGAUGAGGACCGCGAGUCCAAAUUCGGAUACGUUUUCGCCGUGUCCGGUCCCGUCGUGACGGCGGAGCGUAUGUCCGGCUCGGCUAUGUACGAGCUGGUCCGUGUCGGAUACUACGAGCUGGUCGGAGAAAUCAUCCGUCUGGAAGGUGACAUGGCAACCAUCCAGGUGUACGAAGAAACGUCCGGCGUCACCGUCGGCGAUCCAGUGCUGCGUACCGGCAAGCCGUUGUCGGUGGAGCUCGGUCCAGGUAUCAUGGGCAGUAUCUUUGACGGUAUCCAGCGUCCGCUGAAGGACAUUAACGAAAUGACCAGCUCGAUCUACAUUCCGAAGGGUAUCAACGUGCCGUGCCUGUCGCGUACGCAGAGCUGGAGCUUCAACCCGCUGAACGUGAAGGCGGGCUCGCACAUUACCGGCGGCGAUCUGUACGGUAUCGUGCACGAGAACACGCUCGUCAAGCACAAGCUGAUGGUGCCGCCGCGCGCCAAGGGUACGGUGAAGUACAUUGCCCCGUCCGGCAACUACACUGUCGACGACGUGAUCCUGGAGACGGAGUUCGACGGAGAGAUCAGCAAGUUCACCAUGUUGCAGGUGUGGCCGGUGCGCCAGCCGCGCCCGGUAACGGAGAAGCUGCCGGCCAACCACCCGCUGCUGACCGGGCAGCGCGUGCUGGACUCGCUGUUCCCGUGCGUCCAGGGCGGCACCACCGCCAUCCCCGGUGCGUUCGGUUGCGGCAAAACCGUCAUCUCACAGUCGCUGUCCAAGUACUCCAACUCGGACGUGAUCGUGUACGUCGGCUGCGGUGAGCGUGGUAACGAGAUGUCGGAAGUGUUGCGCGAUUUCCCCGAGCUGUCGGUCGAGAUUGACGGUGUGACCGAGUCGAUCAUGAAGCGUACCGCGCUGGUCGCCAACACCUCGAACAUGCCUGUCGCUGCUCGUGAAGCUUCCAUCUACACCGGUAUUACGCUGUCGGAGUACUUCCGUGACAUGGGCUACAACGUGUCGAUGAUGGCCGAUUCCACCUCCCGUUGGGCUGAGGCGCUGCGAGAAAUCUCCGGCCGUCUGGCUGAGAUGCCGGCCGAUUCCGGCUACCCGGCCUACCUGGGCGCCCGACUCGCCUCGUUCUACGAGCGCGCCGGUCGCGUCAAGUGUCUCGGCAAUCCGGAGCGCGAAGGUUCCGUAUCGAUCGUCGGAGCCGUCUCGCCGCCCGGUGGUGAUUUCUCCGAUCCCGUCACUUCCGCCACGCUCGGCAUUGUGCAGGUGUUCUGGGGUUUGGACAAGAAGCUGGCCCAGCGUAAGCACUUCCCCUCGAUCAACUGGUUGAUUUCGUACAGCAAGUACAUGCGCGCUCUGGAAGAUUUCUACGACAAGAACUUCCCGGAGUUUGUGCCGAUGCGUACCAAGGUGAAGGAAAUCCUGCAGGAGGAGGAGGAUCUGUCCGAAAUCGUGCAGCUCGUCGGUAAAGCGUCGCUGGCCGAAACCGACAAGAUCACGCUCGAGGUCGCCAAGCUGCUGAAGGACGACUUCCUGCAGCAGAACUCGUACUCCGCGUACGAUCGCUUCUGUCCGUUCUACAAGACCGUCGGCAUGCUGAAGAACAUGAUCGGAUUCUACGAUAUGGCGCGCCACGCCGUGGAAACGACCGCACAGUCCGAGAACAAGAUUACCUGGAACGUGAUCCGCGACUCGAUGGGCCAGAUUCUGUACCAGCUGUCGUCGAUGAAGUUCAAGGACCCAGUGAAAGAUGGCGAGCCGAAGAUCAAGGCCGACUUUGAUCAGCUGUACGAAGACAUGCAGCAGGCAUUCCGCAACCUAGAAGAUUAAGCGGGCUCUAUCUCCUGACAGUGGAACAACGGAGCAGCAGCAGCAUGUGCCAGCAUGUCGAAGGAGAAAGUUGUACUAUUAACGAUAAGUUUCUUUUACCGCGUUUGCCAGCCACAACCCGCCGGCCGCAUCCUUUGGGGAGAGGAACUGCGGCUGCGGGACGGCUGCGCAAACCGAUUUAGCGCAAUGCAACACAUGAGACGUUUUACGUAGAUACAUAAUUAUGGCAUCAAUGCUGCAACCCGUUUAUGUACACAUGCACACACACACACAUCCAUGCAACAAGUAUUCCACAAGCGAGGUAGAUGUAGUCUUGUCCUUAGAUCGGACGAUGAGGAUGGGCACACGGAACAAAAGCAACACGAGAAGAAACAUAAUUAACAUCAACAAAAGGGGAUAACUACAACCGUGUGUCUACACCACCGUCGUCGCGUCCAUGAGAGAGUUAGAGGUGUGUGUGUGUGUCUAUGAGAAGAAAAACCUUUUUAAUUUGUUUCUACAUAACAAUCAGACAGAUAGGCAGAAAAGAGGGAAACACAGGAGCCGCGGAAAAGCAACUUGCAACUUGUGUCUUGCAAGUGCAUCUAAAUCAUCGUCCGCGAACAUGCAACUGCUUUCCCACACUGCUGAAUGCUCUCCGCGGUUCGGGCCUGCUCGGCUCGGCAGGUAGACACAAGAUCGAAACAACAACGCGCUAAUUUAUUCGUUCGCAAAAACGUGGUCUAUAUAUUUAUGUAAUAAGUGCGCCUGUUCAUUGAAUUUGGACGCACAGCAACACCGAAAAAAGAGGGGUAUUAGUCGAGUCAACAACAACGGCAACAGCGAGAGAAAAAAAACAGCGCAUAACUUAACCCGGCCCGGCCAGCAGCCUGCACACGGGGAGAGCAUCAAGCAGCAGAGCGAAAGAGCAAUUCGAGGGUUACAAAAUGUCGUUAAACGUACAAUAAGGAGAGCCGACUUAUGUGUUAUGGUACUACUAUAUAUAUAUAUAUAAUAUGUAUUUUUUGUUUGUUUUGUUGUUGCGCAGAUAAACUUUCUGUAGAAAAAGGCGAACGUCCAUGUAGCGGUGGAUUAGUCGCUAGAAGAAGAAGAAGAAAAAAACAAGUAUAUAUAUACACACACAAAACAUAAAAUUAAAAUAGAUCUAUUAAGCAUUACUGAA
Anopheles coluzzii is the source of this 3092-nucleotide messenger RNA. Its product is annotated as V-type proton ATPase catalytic subunit A. Bases 86 to 1930 code for a protein of 614 amino acids. Lineage: Eukaryota; Metazoa; Arthropoda; Insecta; Diptera; Culicidae. Gene Ontology annotation, cellular component: proton-transporting V-type ATPase, V1 domain; lysosomal membrane. Gene Ontology annotation, molecular function: ATP hydrolysis activity; proton-transporting ATPase activity, rotational mechanism; ATP binding. The record is from RefSeq and is a predicted model, not a curated record. Gene Ontology annotation, biological process: proton transmembrane transport; ATP metabolic process. The transcript has 6 exons.